Messenger RNA from Salvia miltiorrhiza (redroot sage), 1715 nucleotides. Its product is annotated as pentatricopeptide repeat-containing protein At1g09220, mitochondrial-like. Bases 226 to 1629 code for a protein of 467 amino acids. Gene Ontology annotation, biological process: RNA modification. Gene Ontology annotation, molecular function: protein binding; RNA binding. The transcript has a single exon. NCBI's taxonomy places the organism in Eukaryota, Viridiplantae, Streptophyta, Magnoliopsida, Lamiales, Lamiaceae. The record is from RefSeq and is a predicted model, not a curated record.
AGCAACUCACAAGACCCUCGUCAUUUUUUGUUAAGAAAUAUUGUUUGAAAACUAAAUUUCAACAUAUUGAUAGAAAGUAUUAAGAAAAGAGCCGCUUCUGCUUGCGCUUAACCAAAUAAUUAUAAAUUGUGUACACAUUUACUGCUCGAAUAUUCUGUGCAUACGUUUUUGUAACCUUGAUGUGAUGUUGGAGGGAGCGUUUGAUUUCUCCAACUGUUUGAUAAAAUGUCUACUAGGCAAAGCCAGUACAACCAUCUUCUCUCCCUACUCCACAAACACAGCCAUCGCCGCCGCGCCAUUCAGCAAAUCCACUGCCACCUUCUCCUCACAAAUCCACUCCUCAACCACAGAAUUUGCUUGCUUGUUCUCUGGAACUCCCUAAUCAAGCACUACGCACUCGGCACAUUCCCACAAGAUGCUCUCUCUCUCUUCAAAUAUAUCGGGAAUCAAAGGAAUCCCUUUUCCUUCGAUACCUUUACUUACUCCUAUCUCAUCAAAGCAUGUGCGAAUAUGAACACACCUGACGUGGGGAACCAGCUCCAUUGCCUGAGCACUAAAGUGGGGUUCCAUACCAACCUUCACGUGCAGACUGCGUUGGUGAAUAUGUAUGCAGAUUCUGGGUAUUUGGUUGAAGCCAGGAAGGUGUUUGACGAAAUGCCUGAGAGGAAUUUGGUGACUUGGAAUGUUUUGCUCACGGGAUUCGUUAAAUGGGGCGAGAUCGGGCUUGCAAGGGCUGUUUUUGACGCCAUGCCGGAGAAGAAUGUCGUUUCUUGGACCGGGAUGAUCGACGGGUACACUCGUGUGAACCGGUUUCACGACGCCUUGAAUUUGUUUCGGACAAUGGUCGUGCACCAAGGGAUCCGACCCACGGAGGUGACGCUCCUCGCACUCUUCCCGUCUAUAUGGAAUGUCGGAUCACUCGAGUUUUGCCAGAUGAUUCAUGGUUACACAGAGAAAAGUGGACUGAACAUGAUGGAUGUUCGUGUUGUUAAUUGCCUCAUCGAUGCAUACUCGAGAAGCGGGAGCAUAGGAAGCGCGUGGCGGGUGUUCGAGGAUGUCGAUGAUGAGAGCAAGAAUUUGGUUUCUUGGACUUCAAUGAUAUCUGCAUUUGCAAUGCACGGAAUGGCUGCAGAAGCUUCUCAUUGCUACAAGGAAAUGGAAAACAAAGGCGUCACGCCCAACUCCAUCACGUUUCUGAGCGUGAUGAGCGCUUGCAGUCACGGCGGAUUGGUGGUCGAGGGGCUCGAGUUCUACAGGAAAAUGGUGGAUGAUUAUGGGAUUGUGCCCGGAAUCAAGCAUUACGGAGCUUUGAUAGACAUGUUGGGGAGGGCAGGGAGAUUGGAGGAAGCGGAAAAGAUAGCCCUAGGCGUCGCCCCGAGUGAAACUGUGGUGUGGAGGACACUUUUGGGCGCUUGCAGCUUCCAUGGCAACGUCGAGAUGGGCGAGAGGGUGACGAGGAGGAUCAUGGAGAUUGAGCUGAGAUAUGGUGGCGAUUAUGUGCUUCUGUCAAACAUCUUCUCUGCUGCAGGUAGGUUUGUGGAUUCUGAGAGAGUCAGGAAGAUGAUGGAUGGCAGAAAUGCCUCAAAACUUGCUGGGAUUACUCUGUCCACUUGCAGAGAUUUUUCAUGACCAUAAUCUUACAUAUUCUCAGUGAACAAAAGCUUAUCAAAAUCUUAAAUUUCGAUCUAAAUAAGAUGUUGAGAUAUUGAUAUCUA